Colius striatus (speckled mousebird) is the source of this 2725-nucleotide messenger RNA. RefSeq names its product G protein signaling modulator 2 (gene GPSM2). Bases 339 to 2330 code for a protein of 663 amino acids. Lineage: Eukaryota; Metazoa; Chordata; Aves; Coliiformes; Coliidae. The transcript is spliced from 15 exons. Gene Ontology annotation, molecular function: protein binding; GTPase regulator activity. The record is from RefSeq and is a predicted model, not a curated record.
GCGUGGGCGGGCGCCGCCCCGCGCUGUCCCUGCGGCGGUCGCUGAGGGCUCCGCGCCGCUGCCGCGGCACCGCCGGCUCGCAGAAACGCAGCUGAAUGGAGCUUAAAGGGCCACAGAUGAAAGAACUUGAAAACGUUUCUGAAGGUUUAAGAUGUGUCUGACUGUGACUUCCUUACCUUAGGAAUAAAGAAGAGUUUUUCAACAGGAACUUAGGAUAUCUUUACUCCAACUUAUUAAUAUACUAACUGGAAUGAUGUUCUGACAACAAUUCUCCGUAACAAAGUACUUACCCUACUACAGAACAGUUUCUUUUAAAUCUCAAAUGAUAAUGCAACUCGAUGGAGGAAAGUAGUGCUUUGCUAAGCAUGCGUGAGGAUCGUUCCUUCCAUGUGCGAUACAGGAUGGAGGCUUCCUGCCUAGAGCUGGCUCUGGAAGGUGAGCGCCUGUGCAAAGCAGGAGAUUGCCGAGCUGGUGUAUCUUUCUUUGAAGCAGCUGUUCAGGUUGGAACUGAAGAUUUAAAAACACUCAGUGCUAUUUACAGCCAGUUAGGAAAUGCCUAUUUCUACUUGCAUGAAUAUGCAAAGGCCUUGGAAUACCAUCACCAUGAUUUAACUCUUGCAAGGACCAUUGGAGAUCUACUGGGAGAAGCUAAAGCAAGUGGGAAUCUGGGCAACACCUUAAAGGUACUGGGGAACUUUGAAGAAGCUAUUGUUUGUUGUCAAAGACAUCUGGAUAUUUCCAGAGAGCUUAAUGAUAAGGUUGGAGAAGCAAGAGCACUGUAUAAUCUGGGAAAUGUGUAUCACUCUAAAGGGAAAAACGUAGCUAGUGCUGGGACCCACGAUCCAGGGGAACUUCCAGAUGAUGUGAAAAAUGCUUUACAAAAAGCUGCAAAUUAUUAUGAGGAAAACCUGACACUAGUAACAGAGCUGGGUGACAGAGCAGCGCAAGGACGUGCCUUUGGAAAUCUGGGAAACACGCAUUAUCUUCUGGGCAACUUCAGGAGUGCAGUUUUAGCCCACGAGCAGCGUCUCCUGAUUGCGAAGGAGUUUGGUGACCACUCAGCGGAAAGGAGAGCAUACAGCAACCUGGGCAAUGCCCACGUCUUCCUGGGCGAGUUCCAAACCGCCUCUGAGUACUAUAAGAGGACGUUGCAGCUGGCUCGGCAGCUGCAGGACAGAGCUGUGGAGGCACAGGCCUGCUACAGCCUGGGCAACACCUACACUCUGCUUCAAGACUAUGAGAAAGCAAUUGAUUAUCAUUUGAAACACCUGGUGAUUGCUCAGGAACUACACGAUAGAAUUGGUGAAGGAAGAGCAUGCUGGAGUUUAGGGAAUGCAUACACAGCUCUGGGGAAUCACGACCAAGCGAUGCAUUUUGCAGAAAGGCACUUGGAGAUCUCCAGAGAGGUAGGGGACAGAAGUGGGGAACUCACUGCUAGACUUAAUCUCUCAGAUCUUCAAAUGGUUCUUGGAUUAAGCUACAGCACAAACAACUCCAUGAUGGCAGAAAGCCACGUGGCAGAUACCAGUUGGAAUGGUACCAGACCGAGAGUAGGACGCCGACACAGCAUGGAGAACAUGGAACUCAUGAAAUUAACACCAGAAAAGGUUCAGAACUGGAACAGUGAAAUUCUUGCUAAGCAGAAACCACUGGUUGCCAAACCUUCAGCAAAACUGCAUUUUGUAAAUCGACUAAAAGGCAAAAAGUACAAAAACGGCCCCGCUUCCAAAGUUUUGCAGGAUGCCAGUAAUUCUAUUGACCACCGACUUCCAGGCUCCCAGAGGAAAAACAGUCGGGAGGCAAUGGCAGAUGAAGGCUUCUUUGAUCUGCUGAGUCGAUUCCAGAGUAACAGGAUGGAUGAUCAGAGAUGCUACUUCCAGGAGAAGAACAGAUUCUCAGCUGCUUCAGUGGCAACGUCCUCAACUCCACCUAAAACAAUGAGAAAAUCCUUUUCUACAUCCAUGGUCUCGCCGCACACAGAUGAGUUCCUGGAGCUCCUGGCCAGCUCCCAGAGCCGCCGGCUGGAUGACCAGCGCGCCAGCUUUGGCAACCUGCCCGGGCUGCGCCUCAGCCCACGCCCCACGCGCUCUGUCCUGGGCCACCUCAUGGCCAGUAGCAGCAGGGAGCUGGACGACGACUUCUUUGAUCGACUGAUCAAGUGCCAGGGUUCCAGACUGGAUGAUCAGAGAUGCGCCCCUCCCUCAUCUGCAAAAGGACCAACUGUACCAGAUGAGGAUUUUUUCAGCCUGAUCUUACGAUCACAAGCCAAGAGAAUGGAUGAGCAGAGAGUGCAUUUACCCUCCAGCAUCCAGGGCCCGAGUGUGAGCUGAAGGCGGGGAGAAGUGCGCACAGUACCGUGGUGUGGGGAGACAGCCCCUGCCUUGCUCCAGGAGACAGCAAGUACUAGUUUUGUCCCCUUUCUAAUUAUUUUUGUAUAAAUAGCAGCAGCAUCCUCCUCCUGAGUUGCUGCUGCUUUUAGCAGUGUCAGGGAUACAGUAAUCACUGACUCCCUCUUAACUGCCUCUCGUCUAUGAACAUGUAAAUUGCCUCGCAGCUGAUGUGUGGAUUCUUCCUCUGUCUCCAUCCAGUGCAGCGCCUCAAUUUGUAUGUUCCUUGUAAAGGAAACUUGAUUAUUUUUUUUUCUGAUUUGUACCCCCCCUGGAAAAAGGUUCUGUUUUCUUUUAUACUUUUUUUAAAAACAGUAAAAACUUGAGAAGUAACUUCA